Molecule: messenger RNA, 972 nt
Organism: Geodia barretti
Lineage: Eukaryota; Metazoa; Porifera; Demospongiae; Tetractinellida; Geodiidae
Source: the annotation of a GenBank genome assembly
AUGAGUGAACUGGCCGAACGGGUGCUCAACGGCGAAUUGCGCGCGCUGUCGCGGGUCCUGACCCUGCUGGAACGCGGCGAUCCGGCGGCGGCAGAGGCGAUGGCCCGACUGGACCCGCAUACCGGAGCGGGAUACGCGGUAGGGAUCACCGGCCCGCCGGGGGUCGGGAAGAGCACACUGGUAGACCGUUUGGCGGAACACCUGCGCGGAUUGGGCCUGACAGUGGGCAUCCUGGCAGUUGACCCGACGAGUCCGUUUACCGGCGGGGCGUUGCUGGGUGACCGGAUCCGAAUGCAACGGCACUACCUGGAUGACGGAGUGUUCAUCCGCAGCGUGGCGACGCGGGGACAAUCCGGGGGACUGCCACGCAUCGUGAAGAGCAUGGUCCGGGCACUGGAUGCGGCCGGCAAGGAUGUGACGUUAGUAGAGACGGUGGGCGUAGGACAAACGGAACUGGGGAUCAUGGGCGUUGCGGACACGGUGGUGGUGGCAAUGACGCCCGAGUCGGGGGAUUCAAUACAAACAUUGAAGGCUGGCGUCAUGGAGAUCGCCGAUCUUUAUGUAAUCAACAAGGCCGACCGGGACGGAGCCAAUCAUCUAUCCGCGGCGGUGACGGCAAUGUUGCACAUGGCGGACCUCAGCGACGGAUGGAACCCACCGGUGCUGCUGACUCAGGCUUACGCGAGUGUUGGGAUCAGCGAGCUAUGGGACAGCGUGAUCGCCCACCGCGACUACCUGAGCGACACGGGCGGACUGGACAAUAGACGGGCCGAGCGGCGGCGGUCGGAGUUCCUGGAAACGGUGCAGGAAGAACUGUACCGGCGGAUCCGGGAACGGCUGGAUGACGACGCGGAGUUGGGCGAGCUGCUGAGGCAGAUCGACGGAAAGACGGCGGAGCCAUACGGAGCGGCGAUGGGGUUGCUGCGGGGUGCGGAGUUCGGGCAAUUCGCCAGCGAAGCAGCCGGCCACUAA